Nanorana parkeri is the source of this 957-nucleotide messenger RNA. RefSeq names its product olfactory receptor 5V1-like. The record is from RefSeq and is a predicted model, not a curated record. The transcript has a single exon. NCBI's taxonomy places the organism in Eukaryota, Metazoa, Chordata, Amphibia, Anura, Dicroglossidae. Gene Ontology annotation, biological process: G protein-coupled receptor signaling pathway. Gene Ontology annotation, cellular component: membrane. Bases 1 to 957 code for a protein of 318 amino acids. Gene Ontology annotation, molecular function: G protein-coupled receptor activity; olfactory receptor activity.
AUGAACAAUGGAUCCAGCAUUUCAGAAUUUAUUCUUACUGGACUGUCAAAUCCUCCUGAAUUUCGAAUUCUCCUAUUUUUAGUAAUUCUUGUAAUGUACAUAAUAACUAUAGGUGGCAAUGUUCUCAUUCUCUUUAUUACAAAUUUUGAUUCUGCACUCAACACACCAAUGUAUUUCUUCCUUGGCAAUCUAUCCCUCUUGGAUAUAAUAUGCACUACUUCUGCAGUCCCUAAAAUGUUGUUUAAUUUAAUUUCUCAGAAAAAAACAAUAUCAUUUAAUGAUUGUAUAAUUCAGAUGUUUGUUUUCACCGUUGGCAUGGAUACCGAGUUUCUGUUAUUAACUUUUAUGUCCCUUGAUCGCUAUCUUGCUAUAUGCAAUCCUUUACGUUAUAAGAGUAUUAUGAGCAAAAAGUCUUACAUUUGUAUGUCAUUAAUUGUCUGGAUAUUUGGAUUUUCAAGUUCUAGUUUUCAUUCAUUGAGCACUUUAUGGUUGUUCUUUUGUGGUCCCAAAGAAAUCAAUCAUUUUUUCUGUGAGGUUCCACAAGUUCUAGCACUUUCCUGCACAGAUACAACCCUGAACAAACGAGUACUUAUAGCUACAGAUCUUGUAUUAGGACUUAUCUGCAUUAUUCUUAUUUUUAUAUCCUAUAUGUUUAUAAUUGUUGCUAUAUUUAAUAUCCAAUCAAAAGAAGGAAAAAAGAAAGCAUUCUCUACCUGUGCUUCUCACCUUGCUGUUGUGCUAUUAUUUUAUGGAACAUUAAUUUUUGCUUACUUUAAACCAUCAGACGAUUCCUCUGAUAUGGACAAAGAAAUUGCUGUGUUCUACACAAUUGUCAUACCAAUGUUGAACCCUAUUUUGUACAGCUUAAGAAACAAAGAGGUAAAAGCAUCUGUUGAAAAGAUGAUUUUAAGAAAAAUACUGUUGAGCACUAAAUUCAACUCUGUAUUAUCAAGCUAG